CAGUAAAUUACCCGGAUGCAAAAGGCCAUGUGCAGCGCUGUCUCUCUGAAGUUCGAUUGCACCACACCUCUGGCCGUUCUUCUCUACGCUAUAUCAUUCCGUCUUCUUCAGACGACCAAAUUGUGCCACCCUAAAAUCAUUCAAACAACAAAGAUGCUGCGUCUACCCACAGUGAUGAGACAGAUGAGGCCAGUCUGCAGGGCCCUGGCCCCCCACCUCACCCGAGCCUAUGCCAAGGACGUCAAGUUUGGAGCCGAUGCUCGGGCCAUGAUGCUGAAGGGAGUGGAUCUGCUGGCUGAUGCUGUCGCCGUCACCAUGGGACCCAAGGGUCGUACAGUCAUCAUUGAGCAGAGCUGGGGCAGCCCCAAGGUGACCAAGGACGGCGUCACUGUAGCCAAGGCCAUCGACCUGAAGUGCAAGUACCAGAACAUCGGUGCCAAGCUGGUCCAGGAUGUGGCCAACAAUACUAACGAGGAAGCAGGAGAUGGCACCACCACCGCCACUGUGCUGGCCAGAGCCAUCGCCAAGGAGGGCUUUGACACCAUCAGUAAAGGAGCUAACCCUGUGGAGAUCCGCCGUGGCGUCAUGCUGGCUGUGGAGACCGUCAUUGCUGAGCUGAAGAGGAUGUCUAAGCCAGUCACCACACCUGAGGAGAUUGCCCAGGUGGCCACCAUCUCUGCUAAUGGAGACGUGGAGAUCGGCACCAUCAUCUCCAAUGCCAUGAAGAAAGUGGGCCGCAAGGGAGUCAUCACUGUCAAGGAUGGCAAAACCCUGCAUGAUGAGCUGGAGAUCAUUGAGGGGCUGAAGUUCGACCGAGGAUACAUCUCCCCUUACUUCAUCAACUCAGCCAAAGGCCAGAAGUGUGAGUUCCAGGAUGCCUAUGUGUUGCUGAGUGAGAAGAAGAUCUCUACUGUCCAGAGCAUCGUCCCUGCCCUGGAAUUGGCCAACCAGCACCGCAAACCUCUGGUCAUCGUGGCCGAGGACGUGGACGGAGAGGCCCUCAGCACCCUGGUUCUCAACAGGCUGAAGGUGGGACUACAGGUGGUGGCAGUCAAGGCCCCAGGCUUUGGAGACAACAGGAAGGCCCAGCUGCACGACAUCGCCGUCGCCACCGGUGGCACUGUGUUUGGUGACGAGGCGGUGGGCAUUGCCCUGGAGGACAUCCAGGCCCAUGACUUUGGCCAGGUGGGCGAGGUGUCAGUGACCAAGGACGACACCAUGCUGCUGAAGGGUAAGGGAGACACGGCGGCCAUCGAGAAGAGGCAGGCUCAGAUCGCUGAGCAGCUGGAGAACACCACCAGCGACUACGAGAAGGAGAAGCUCAGCGAGAGGCUGGCCAAGCUGUCUGACGGAGUGGCUGUGCUCAAGGUGGGAGGAACGAGUGAUGUGGAGGUGAAUGAGAAGAAGGACCGUGUGACCGACGCCCUGAAUGCCACCAGGGCCGCUGUGGAGGAGGGCAUCGUGCCCGGGGGUGGCUGUGCCCUGCUGCGCUCAAUCCCUGCACUAGAUGCCCUUGUGCCCAUCAACGCUGACCAGAAGAUUGGAAUUGACAUCAUCAGACGAGCCCUGCGUGUGCCAGCCAUGACAAUUGCUAAGAACGCUGGUGUGGAGGGCUCUCUAGUGGUAGAGAAGAUCCUUCAGGCCGCGGUGGAGAUCGGCUAUGAUGCCAUGGAGGGAGAGUACGUCAACAUGGUAGAGAAGGGUAUCAUCGACCCCACCAAGGUGGUGAGGACUGCACUAAUGGAUGCUGCAGGUGUUGCAUCCCUGCUCUCCACCGCUGAGUGUGUGGUCACAGAGCUGCCCAAGGAUGAGAAAGAGGGUGGCACGCCAGGAGGCAUGGGUGGAAUGGGAGGCAUGGGAGGAAUGGGUGGUGGCAUGUUCUAAGGCCCACCUCAAAGCGCUGUACAGACUUAAUGGCAGCGUGGGGCUCGGGGGCAAAUUGUUCCUCCAACCCCCAGACUUGCCCAAACUGACUGGCCGUGAGUUUUGUUGGAGCUGCAAAUGGAUGAACCACACUAUUUCUGCUGAUUGUCUCCCCUCCACCCUCUGGAAGACCAGACCAGCCUGUCCUCGCUCAGCCUCUCUCCCCCUCUGAAUGACCAGACCAGCCUGUCCUUGCUCAGCCUCUCUCCGUCCCUCUACCCAUCUGACUGAGGCUCUGAUAAACCCCAGUCUGCCCCGAUGAUGCCCCCCCAGUUUACCUCACAAACAUGGCCGUCUCAUCAUCCAUCAGCAACAUGCAGAAUAUUCACUGUCGAUUAUGAAAGAUGCGAAUGCAAUGCUGGUAUUGAUAAUUCUAUCAAAUGGAAGUGUUUGUACUACUGUAACUUCCUGAAGUUAAAGAUAAGGCAGAUAUAACACAGUGUAUAUAUAUAUAUGGGGGUUUGCUGGAGAAAGGAAACUUGGGCAGAAAUGCCACUGUCAAUUUGUCGUAACAUUGUUAAUUUGUUUUUUUUAAUCCGUUUUGUCCUGUUUCACCCACGUAAUGUUGGGAGGAACUAACCUUUUCAGUUGAGUUAAUACAAAUAAAAUAAUUCUUGCUGAGCAUGA
This is a messenger RNA of Coregonus clupeaformis (lake whitefish), 2550 nucleotides long. RefSeq names its product 60 kDa heat shock protein, mitochondrial. Gene Ontology annotation, cellular component: mitochondrial matrix; mitochondrial inner membrane. The transcript is spliced from 10 exons. Lineage: Eukaryota; Metazoa; Chordata; Actinopteri; Salmoniformes; Salmonidae. The record is from RefSeq and is a predicted model, not a curated record. Gene Ontology annotation, molecular function: protein-folding chaperone binding; ATP-dependent protein folding chaperone; ATP binding. Bases 16 to 1884 code for a protein of 622 amino acids. Gene Ontology annotation, biological process: apoptotic mitochondrial changes; protein refolding; positive regulation of interferon-alpha production.